CUAGGUUUCAGCUUCUCAAGGACGUCCAUAUGCCGCCAAGAAAUGUUUGAUAUGUCUUUUUAAUGGAGUGCAUGCUUUUGCUGUGUCCUGCAGCAAACCAAUCGGAUUGUAGACCUUGUGGACCACUUUCUGAAGAACAUCAAAAAAACUGGAAUAGAUAUAUCGACUUACUGUUGUCAAAUUGGGAAGAUAAACGCCAUCUCCCCACCUAUUACCGUGAAUUAAAAACGCGUCCAUACUGCUGUACUCCAGGCCCAGGUUACUCGUGUCGUUUAAAUCUUAUUCACGAACCUCGGAAGGAACCUAGGCAGUUUUACGAUCUUACGUGAGUUCAUUAUAUUCUGAUUACUCUUCAGAUGCGCGAAGGAUGAUUUCUUCACCCCUAUCAAGUGUCAGCAAGACAGUGACAUCAGAUGUUGUUCUGAGAAGCAUUGCAAUGUGCCAACUUCAGAGGAACUCAUGUUGCUAGUUAGAGAUAGUCCUUCGGAUCUGUAUCUUGUUGCAAUAUCUCUGUUGACAAUCUUGUGCAUCAUCCUUUGUAUUGUUUCCGGAACGUUCUACUUUCUGUUGAGAAAAAAGUCGGCUCGACAGAAACGUAUGAUCGCCUCUCAGCAUGGUACCACAUCUGACCAUAUAUGGACUUCGGAUAGUAUGGAGAAUCAUUAUUUAAAAGGAUCUAUGCAGACACCAGACGCUCCGACUGCUAAUACUGGCUAUCCCGAGACUGUCAAAGUAUUCUCUAGUGAUCCUUCGGCUGUUUCUGCCGGCAUAAUCAGUAGUCGUGGUGCUAGUAGUUUAAGUCAUUUCGGUGGCAGUGUAUUGGGAGCUACUCUAAGCAAUAUUAAUUCGUGUUCCAACUCACCAACUGGAGCUUUGGCCAUUACUAGCACUGGAUCAAAUUCUGCUAUGCCUACUACAAGUACUAUUCCUGCUGAUUUACUCGACCAGACGUGUAGUGGAUCAGGUUCAGGAAAGCCUUUGCUAGUACAACGAACAGUUGCUCGACAAGUUCAAUUGGAGGAACGUAUUGGUGAAGGUCGAUAUGGUGUUGUCUGGCGAGGUGUUUGGCAAGGUGAUCAAGUGGCAGCCAAGAUAUUUUCUAGUCGAGACGAACGCUCAUGGUUCCGAGAGACAGACAUUUAUCAAACAGUUAUGUUACGUCAUGCAAAUAUUCUAGGUUUCAUUGCAGCGGAUAAUAAAGAUACAGGAUUGUCUACUCAGUUAUGGCUUAUAACAGACUAUCAUCCUUUAGGUUCAUUAUAUGAAUUUCUACAACAACACUGCCUUCUACCGUCUGCACUUGUACGUGCUGUUGCUUCAAUCAUCAAUGGCUUAGCUCAUUUACACAUGGAGAUUACUGGCACUCAGGGUAAACCUGCUAUAGCUCAUCGCGAUUUAAAGUCUAGAAAUAUACUAGUCAAACUGGAUGGAGAAUGUUGUAUUGGAGAUUUAGGCUUUGCUCUAAAAUUGGACUCAACUAUGAAUACUGCAUUGGAAAUAAAUUUACACUCAGAUCGUGUUGGAACAAAACGUUAUAUGGCGCCUGAAGUAUUAGACAAUACAAUACGCAUGACAAGUCCAGAGGCAUUUAAACAAGCUGAUAUGUACAGUUUAGGUCUGGUAUUUUGGGAGGUUACCAGACGAUGUUAUGUACAUAAUCUAUUUGGACCAGAUGAAUACCAGUUGCCUUAUCAGGAUCUGGUGUCAGCUGAUCCUUCAGUGGAGGAAAUGAAAUCCGUUGUCUGUGAACAAGGCUUACGACCAGGUUUACCAGCUAUUUGGUCACAACAUGAAAUUAUCAGAGCAUUACAAGAUAUAAUGAGUGAAUGUUGGUAUGCUAGUCCAUCGGCUAGGCUUUCAGCUAUGCGUGUUAAAAAGUCUCUAGCAGCUGUACGUAAACAAUUGGAAAGUAAUCCAUCUUUAUCAGAAUUAUCGCCUAGUAGUUAUCUACCUCCAGAAGCAACUGAUAAGCUUCCUUUUGGCAUAAUACGUUGUCCAUCUGUUCCACGCACUAUGAAUAAUAAUAAUAAUAAUAAUAAUAAUAAUAAUAAUAAUAAUAAUAGUAAACCAGUGAAUGUAUUGUCGACUCUUGCCAGUACUGGUUCACAUGUUACCAGUGAUAAGGUCUUACUUUUCUCAGGCAAUAACACUAUCAUCAGUCCUGGUAGUGGCGCUACAAUGACUACUACUAUUGGUCCUCGGUCACUGAUCCCGCCUACAAUUACUAAUAAAAAUUUACCAUGUGAUAAUCUGUUGUAUUCUACAAACAUUGAUCAUAUCUCUUCAUAUUGGUCGAAUUGUGAGCACGAUAAACUAUUAUUCAGUAAACAUAAUUUAUCCAAUACUACUAAUAUCAAUAUUAGUAGUAAUUUAACUAAAGAACAGUCUAUUAACAGUACACAAAAGCAUUUAUCAUCGUCAUCAUCAGCAGCAGCAAUUGAUCCUACAUUAUAA
Molecule: messenger RNA, 2454 nt
Organism: Heterobilharzia americana
Lineage: Eukaryota; Metazoa; Platyhelminthes; Trematoda; Strigeidida; Schistosomatidae
Source: the annotation of a GenBank genome assembly